Mycena citricolor is the source of this 8327-nucleotide messenger RNA. NCBI's taxonomy places the organism in Eukaryota, Fungi, Basidiomycota, Agaricomycetes, Agaricales, Mycenaceae. The record is from the annotation of a GenBank genome assembly.
CUUGAAUACCCCACCCGGUCUUUUUUACGAUUCAUCGUUCUCUGUUUCGAGCUUGUUCUGCUAAGGCCGGCGACAAGUUGCGACGAAAUCCAUGGCGAAGCUCACGAAGAACCAUUGAGCCACACGGCAGCUUGACCAGACCAAGACGUGAUCCUGAGACUCUUGUUGGCUGACUGCUUGCCAUCAUCACAUCGAGGUGUCGCUGAAUGUCAUGCAUUUGCUGUCCACCUCGUCUCUGUUUCCUCCAUUGCCCAUGUCCCUCAUAUUCUCGUUGAGGUGAAACCGUUUCCAGCCCUCACCAAAUGGCGGCUAUGACUCGACCAGGCAAUGUGAGCAUUGGACUAAGGGCAUCAGCCUGCAUCAGCGCGGCCAACUCUCGAUUCGAUUCGAAUACAAACAAGACUUCGUUGACAGCUGCCACCCGCGGAACGCCCCUAAGAAGGAAGAAUGCAUUCACGAUCCGUCCACUUCAUUUCAUUCCGGGGUUCCUCGCGAGCGCUUCGAUCGCCGCUUAAAAAGCGGAAGGCUGCACUGCGCACUUCCGCCCUCGCUCUCUGUCCCCGCCAGCCAUGUCGUCGUCGUCGUCAUCGCACUACGGCACAUUCACCGAGCCUCCGCCGCCAAGCUACGACGAGGAGAAGCAGAUCGCUCGAGCCGCAGCCGCGCCCGUGACCUGGAUAGACUGGCUCAUCGCCCUGCUCGUCGACUUCACCACCUGCGUCUUCGCCUCGACGGCUCUCCUGAUCGUCCUGCUUCUCGUCACCGGAAUCGAGCCUGAGCACAUCUCGGUCCCGCUCGCAUUCGAGAUCACGUUCUUCUUCACGGGAGUUGUUAUCGGCAUGUUCGAGCUGGGGCGCUGGUGCAUAGAUCGCUCGGGGAGUGGUCAUUGUACCAUUGAGAGGGGCUCUGGAGAGAGCAGAGGGCUGCGGGAUGGCUCAGACACUCGGCAGCAGAUGGUCUAGCACUUCCCAGCACACAUUCAGAUGCGCCGUUCCUUGUUCGUUGUAUCACCACUCUCGCUUGUAUCUCUCUUUUUCAUGGAAUUGGGAAUCGUAAUGCGCCUUGUUUCAAAUCUGAAUCGUGGGGUGGGCUCUCUCCUAUCGUAGUGUCGUGGCCCUCUAGCAGAGGAGCUAGAACAUGACGAGCGGUGAGAGGGAUGUGGACCGAGAUCAAUGAGUGAGUGGAUGUGGAUCGUGAAAACAGGCGAGGGAUACGUUUCUAUGGUAGGAAGAGAGGGCACCCAGGGAUGGCCAUUGUGGGUUUUGGGGAGAGUAAAAAGGUCUCACUCUGAGAGAUGUCCGCGGGGUGGAUCGAACACCCGGCUCUUCGGAUUGUGUCUAUACCACAACGAAGUGAUUUAGCCACUAAUCGACGCAGACCGGAAUCGACGCUUCGAACUUGGCACUGGCAGUUGUUUCACUGCUGGACCGUGUGUGAUACUGGAGCCUGUCACCGUGACAGCCAAUCAUUGUCUCUCUGCACUACCCAUCCAGUCCGUCGACGCAUAUCACGCAAGUCGGUCAUGUCGUCCUCGUCUCUGUAACAUCUUCCUCCUCGAGCAUCGACCCCGCGCCGCCCAACCUGAUCUCGCACUGCUCCUCCUCCUGUGGCAUCCUGUGACUCGGCACCCUCAAGUCCAGCGCGGCAUCGCGGAGCGCAAGCAGACGCAUAUGCGCGAUGGCUGCAGCGCCCCCGCGCCGGGCAUGCGUCGUCUCGAGUAUCCGGUCCCAGUCCGGAUACCGCCGUUCCCGCAGACGGUCCCAGAUCCAGCGCGAGCCCGGUCCAAUAAGAUGAGCGAGGUCCGGAAGCCACAGGUUGUCGCAGAUGCGGAUCCACUUCAUCGUGCGACUCUGUGAGGGCAUGCGGGUGUUAGUCGAGAUCAGGGGUUGGAGAAUACGAGACACUCACGGGGGAGAGUGCAUUCAAGCAGGGAUGGGCAGGAUUCGCCCCAGGAUGUGACAGAUUCAAAGGCCCCGUCCAUGUUUGGCUCAAUUGGCACGAAAACCGAGUCAAGAGCCGGCGUAUCGCGUCCAGCUGUUCAAGCGGUCAACUCCAGAUCGGCACGAAGAACAGGUUCGUCAGACUGAGCGCAUAGAUGUGCGGAAGAUGCCAUGAGAUCUGCUCGAGCAGGUCGAGAUUCCAGCUGUGUCUCCGGCACGCCAGGACGUUCAGCGUGUCCGUGCUGCGUCGCUCGAGGGCGGCAAACACGUCCUGGUUGUCCCGGGCCUCGUCUGCGUCGUCCCACGUGAUGAAUGCGGCGCGUAACGACGCGUGUCGGGCCACGGGCGCCAGGCACGUACUGUUGCCGACGAAGUACUCGAGUCCGGGUAACCGGAUUUCGCCCCCCAGGCUCGUGGGCUCUAGGCUGUCGAGCUGGAGGUAGCUGAUCCUGGGGUGCCGACUCAAAAACGCCGACAUCCGCUCGUCGAGCGAGAAACAGCUCUCGAGAUGCGUCAGCCACGGAAACGAGCACUGCUGGAGCGCGGAUACGAAGCUGCUUGUCGUCUGCUCUGGGGCGAAGAUGACGAGCCGGGUCACAUUUGUCAGGCGGACGAGGCAGUGUUGCACCAGGGCGGAGAACGAUGCAAGGGAUAUCAAUUCGCGUCUGUGCGUAAGCGUUCACCUCAAUGCUUCGCACCGCCAGCGGAUUCGGCGUCGCCACAAUGGCCCGGAAGCACUGCACUAGAGCCGACGGGGAGCGGAGAACGAUGUGCCCAUAGAUGAAUCGUAUGCAGAGGGAAUGGAAUGCGUGCGAGACGCGGGAGAGCGCCAGAUACGACUUCGGGAUGGGAGGAAGGAACGCGAUGAUCUCCUCGACUAUCUCUGGUGCAAGAGCAGCUAAGGAAUGUGCUGACGGUGACGACGGCAACGACGAGGACGAGCGAGAAGAGGAUGCCAUAGCCAGGUUGUUCGGGAGGUCUCCGUCCUCAAUUUAUGACGCUGCUGCCGCACGCGAAACACGAGGCGGUAACCACGGGUGCAGUUCGACCAGCAACAGAGCCACAGGACAAGACAGAUGCAGCGUGACCACGACUGGUGGUAGCAGCAAAUAGAAGGACAGCAGCCCUUCUACUUCUCAGGCUGGACCGGCGUUCAAAAGGGCACCGAGCGGCCCCGGCUACGUGUGAGGAGAGAGAAUUAGAAGCGGGAAACGUGAGCUUGCCGGUACCCGAAUCUUCCACGCGGGUUGACAUCUCUGGUACCUCCCGGCAACUGUCUAAACCUGUCUACGCUCUAUUUCAGGUCGUGCAGCAGCCUGUGAUUUAGUCAUUGAUGAUGUGUGUUAUACCGGACUCUGCCAUCAAUGCGUACACGUUUUGGGUAUGAAUGAACCUCAUUCAAGUUUCCAGUGGUCAUUGACGCAGCGUCAUCCCGCUCCCGCUUGAAGUGCUCGCGGCUAAGGGCGAGGUCAACCACGCCGUCGUAACCUCCGGUGCUGUUACUUAUCUCCGACUUGGUUUUCUCUGCGAGUUACCUCGCUCCCUGGACCCGGCUAUUUUUGCCGUCCACUGCUUUUACCGCGCUAAAACCCGCUUGAACCCUCGCUACUGUGUGGCCUCCCCGGGGCCCCGAGGAUACUUAUGUCAAGGGGGGGGCGAAUAUUUCUUCAGUGUCUGGCAAGCAUAAAAGAAUCCUCAUGCUUAUUGUAAAAGCGGGGGAACCCGAAGCCAGAGGAACAGAGCGGACAAUGACAAAGUGGCCCGACUUGUAUCAAAAUGGACGCACAGGGAUUUGAACCCUGGACAGCUCGCAAACACAAGAAUGCAAAGCGAGCAUGAUACCACUACAUCAUACGCCCGUGAGCUGCCCCGACCGGCUCAAGAAGAUGAUCUGACUUUGUCUUCUCUCGUGAAACACUUGAGCGCCAACAUUGAUCUAUUACGGACGUGCACCAAGCACAUGCAGAUGAUAGAGCAAUUUACAUGCGUGUUUUCCUUUCAAAGUAAAAAAGGGAUCGCCUAUGCGUUCAAGUGAGUUAUCAUCUGUUAAUCAAAGUGUAACCGUCCUAUGCGCAGCGCAAGUCCAAUAGACAGGCUGACGAUCCCAAGUCGUGCUCAGCGAUACACCGUUUGAGGAGGUACAUUGCGAGAAAGAGAAAAAUGGCAUCUUCAGCCGAUUUCAGAGUCACCACCAGCCUUUGCAGUUGCUUCGCUGGCCGCAAGAUACGGGCCAGGGCGGAUGCGAGCUGGGACAAGACGGUCAGUGGGCGGCAGCACAGACAUGUGGAGGAAUACAGACUCGUUUCAAAUGCUCGGUUGCGAUAACGUCGACUGAAAUCGACAGUUCCAACACGGUCAGGGCUGGGAGCCACUCGCAUAUAUGCACGCAAUUCGACAACUCUGCGACCGUGAUCGAGCACCAAAGGGCCCGGAGUGACGACAAGUCAAGCUUCGCCAAGGUCGCCCAUGACAUGCAGUCCGAGUUGACUGUGAGCCUUGCAACACAAGAGGGCGCGAGGGCCGCAGCACCAGAGAGUAGAAACGGAAGGCAGUCCUCCGGGGUGAUGAGCUUUCUGAGCCUCGGGAACAACCGCUCGCCCCUGUCUCCCACAUCCGCAACCCACGUUGCGACGUCCAGCUUGAGGCGCUCUACGUUCGGAAACACGCGCGCCAGGAUCAGGACCUGCGAGGCGCCGAGUCGGAAGCAGCUCACGCUGAGCGAUGUCACGGCGGGGAACUCCAGCGCGGCGAGCCGUGAGCCGAUGACAAGGCAACCCCGGAAGUGGAGGGUCACAGUGCGCAAGCGGGAAGGGUCCACGAGCUCCAUGAGGCACAGAUGGGAGGUGAGCGAAUCGCGGCUGCGCUGGCGCGAGGCAUGGAGGACUAGCCGGUCCACACGCAGCAAAGAUACGGAUUUCGUCGUCUCCAUUGCUGGUACUAUAACUCCGCCAUCAAUCACCAGUUCCUCCAGCCCUGCAUGUAUCUUCUCCAGGCCAAGUUUCCCUACAUGCACCGCCGAGUCGUACCCAAAUACGAGCUCGAGCCGGCGCAGGCUCUUGAAAGUCGGGAGAGUCUUCAGCAGAGCCACGACGAGCUCGUUAUCGCUCGCACGCGACACGCUGCCGACCUGCGCGCCGUCAUUAUUCGCGGUCCGCGCAAGACAUGGCCGCAGGCUGCAGUCGAUUGCAAGGUUCCGGACGCAGAGCCUGGUUUCCCUGCUCCUCAGGGCAUCGAGGCGCGCCAGAAACGCCAAGUCUUUCGUGUUCGGGCCCAGGUGAAUACGAACCUUGCGGAAGAGGAGGGGAUGGGCGAUGUCGUGGAAGUUCCACGAUAGGAGGUGGAUGGCACAGAGGUCGGCGGGGCCGAUGUUCUCGAGCACGAGCGACCACAGUUCUGGUGGGAGGUGCAUGGAGGGCAGAGCCAAGAGUGCUUGGAUAGUGACGCCUCCGCUCACGAGUGACGGUCGCUAAUGAACAGGAGAUAUCAUACGUGCGCGUGAGGAAUGCAGCCCUCAGUUACGGACCGUGCCUGAUGCAGAUCUCUGUGAGUGAGAAGCUGCGACAGGAAGACACUGGGCACACCUGGCCCCAGAUGCCACCACAAGAACGAUUGCAAGUUGGUCCUCUCGUUUCCAUUUGGUCGGCCAAGCUAAUAGUUCUUCUAUCGGCAAACGUGCGGCGAUACGCUCGCUGCAUGGUGCCGCAUCGGUGCAGGAUUGACGCUCCCGCCACGGGCCGGCCUAGGACCCCUCAUCCUGACGCACACAUGCCUCACAGUCUGCAUUCGCACUCUGGACAGUUCUGCAGUCACGCGGUCGGGUCUCUAGAACAUGUCGUGCUGGCUGCGAUCGAGAAGGGGUUCCAGAUCUACGGACUCAGCGAGCAUGUACCGCGCUAUCGAGAAGACGAUUUGUACCCCGAGGAGCGAGAACUCACGCUUCAAGACCUCUCUGAGCGAUUCGGCCGAUACCUCGAUGAGGCGCAUAGCCUGAAAAUCAAGUACGCCAGCCAAAUCACGCUUCUGGUCGGGCUGGAAACGGAGUACAUCACGGAUGACGACUUGGAUAAGCUCGAAGCGCUGUUAGCGCGGUAUGGCGAGCGCGUGGAAUACCUCGUUGGAUCGGUGCACCACGUCAACGGCCUGCCGAUCGACUUCGACGUAGCCACGUAUCGCUCUGCCGUCGCCUCGGACCACGGCCGCUUCCUAUCCCGCUAUUUUGACGCGCAGUACGAGCUCUUGCGCCGGUUCAAGCCGGAGGUCGUCGGGCACUUGGAUCUGUGCAGGCUCUACACGCCGGAUUUGCGGCUCGCGGAUUUCCCGGACGCCCUGGGAGGUGCCCGACGCAACAUCCUGUUCGCGAUCGAAUAUGGCGCGAUCUUCGAGAUCAACGCUGCUGCUCUGCGGAAAGACUGGACAACGCCUUAUCCAGGGCCGGAUUUACUCCAGUCAGAUAUCGAGCGGGCAGCAAUCAAGGCAAAGCCACAGUGCCGGAACUGCUCCAUUGUCUACGGCAACCUUCUUCAGGUCUUGUGCGGGAGCUGUCUCGAGCUGGCACCAGAUCCUCAAAACAUUCCUCCUGCAAUCGCAGCGAUACCAGGAGCGGUCAGCGCCAUCGUGAAACACCAUUCGGCGACUGAUUUGGGCCCACCGCGAGCGGUCAAUCCAAACCUUGCAAGGGCGCAGCAGGCCAGGCUGACUGGGGGCAGUUCAGGCAUCGGAGUUGGAGCGACGACUCGUGGGAUGCAGAUUGUGCAGCAGAUGCAACAUGCGCGUCAGAAGGCGCACCGCGUCAACUUCGUGGUCACGUUCUCCACUUCGCAACCCAAGAGGGGUGGGGGCAGCACUUUCACACCGGUCCCAGAAGUCACUUUCAAUCACGGUUGUGAUGAGAACGACCUCAUCGAAGACGUUGUCGAGGCCAUGAUACUCAAGACGCAGCAGUAUCACCAAGAGUCGUUCAAAGACACUGGCGCUUCCAAGAUCACGAAGCCCGACAUCACUAUCUAUUCCGUUCCUACCGCAAACUCAGCAAAGCCCUUGCGUAUCUCGAAGGACCUCCUCCGGGGGAAGACGGCGAAAGACGUUCUCGCGGAGUUCUAUACUCAAGAUUAUGUCAACGAGACACAGAUGAAGACCAAUACAAUCAAUCUGCGCUUCAUCGUUCCAAAAGACCAGAUCUGGGUCCUCGAUGAGGAUCAAGCUGGUGUCAGCGCCCGUGUUUCGACCAUGCGUUCCAGCAAACGAGUGUCCCGAGCCGGCGGGUUGACUGACGACACCCCGCGUCGAAGUGGUGCUCUUGUCCGGAAAAGCGCCUAUAUGCCACCUCCGCCUCCGAAACCCCGGCUCAUGCGUGCUAAAGCGAAAACAGCCCAGUAUUGGUUUCGACGCUUUUCAAUGGCCGGUUCAGGGCGUCAGCUGGAGUUCAGACUGGAUGCUGAUGCCAAUAUUGAGAUGAUGGAUGUCGCAGACGACUGGCAGGAUGGGAUGAAGCUCUCCAAGUCCGGAGCACUAUAUGGAAGGCUGUUUGUCGAAAAUCGAGAGUAUGCCAUUGCUCAGGUCGCAGAUCCGGACCAGACAGAGGACACCCAUCUGGAGGUACUCCAAGAGGAGCUGCGGAUCCUUUCCUUCGGAGAUGAGCUUUGGUCAGAGUUCUUGUCAUUUGCGCGAGAGGAAGCGCCGAAGAAUGUGUCCGAUCUGAUCACAGGACUCUCGGUCCGCUUCAACUUCAAGGACGCUUUCGUUGGCAAGUUCGUUCGUGGUUGCUCUGAAGAAGAAUUCUUCGAGCAGCCACUUGUCCAUGCUCACUUCCUUGCUACUCCGCUCUUGCCUUGUGGAUCAAUCGACAAGCCGCUACGCAAAUUCACCGGAAAUGAGAAUUGUGGGGCAGCACCGCACCGUAAUGAUCUCUUGACCGCCUCACUUCAUGCGUUCACUCAUUGGAUGGCACUGUACACAAACGAGGAUGCCCUCAUCUGCGACAUUCAAGGGAUACAAGAGGAAAGUAGCAGUGUGGUCUUGAUCGACCCGCAGAUGCAUACGUCGCAGUCCAACUCACAGCUCCGGAUGUACUGGGACAAAGGACCUCGUGGCAUCGAAGCCUUCCUCGAACACCAUCUGGACAUGUGCGACGAGAAUCCUAUCUGCUAUGGGCUGAACUUGAGGGAGCUUAAGUAUCAGGUGGAGCGACCGAAGACUCCGGAACGUCAGACUAACCGGCGACCUCCUCCUGGGCCCACUUCUCCCCCAGAUAACCGUAAGAGAGCAAAUCGCGGGUCUGAUAUCUCUAGCAUCAUGAAUUAGUAGGUAGUUGAAUGUAGGCAUAUCUAGUUAUGUCUAUGUUCAGUAUCCGGGCAAUGGAAUCGAUCAACUAUGUCUACAAUACAGGAC